Messenger RNA from Cylas formicarius (sweet potato weevil), 1778 nucleotides. RefSeq names its product nuclear transcription factor Y subunit alpha (gene Nf-YA). The record is from RefSeq and is a predicted model, not a curated record. Lineage: Eukaryota; Metazoa; Arthropoda; Insecta; Coleoptera; Brentidae. The transcript is spliced from 7 exons. Gene Ontology annotation, cellular component: CCAAT-binding factor complex. Gene Ontology annotation, biological process: regulation of transcription by RNA polymerase II. Bases 508 to 1539 code for a protein of 343 amino acids. Gene Ontology annotation, molecular function: DNA-binding transcription factor activity, RNA polymerase II-specific; RNA polymerase II cis-regulatory region sequence-specific DNA binding.
UGCUAUGCGGUCGAUAUCAUCUCGUUUUCCUUGGUUUACGGCAUCGCGCGCAUCGACAUAGUAUAGUAAAGUAUUGGGCCAAAUCUUCGACAACAAAUUUGUAGUUUGACAAAACGUUAGGGUGGUUGUCUAUGACGCCAAUAUCCAGUGAAAAUAAUCGGCAAUCCUCUCGGUCCAUUGUUCUAUGCGCUUAGGUAAAAUGCCAAUCGGAGUUUAUUUCGCCGAAGCGAUUACGACGGCGUCCGCGCUCCGUCUGAAACGGAUUGGUAUGAAACCCAAUCGGUUCCUCCUUGUCUAAUUUUGCAAUUGGCCGUUCGUUUCCCGCGCCGCUAUUUUCCGAGCACGUCGAUAAGCUAACGGGGCAUCGACCUACGCGAUCUGCCCAGGGAGUGGCAGGCAACGCCACCAAUACACAAGCGGGCUCGUGUGUAGUGCGUCGCGACCAUUGGUCUACAAUUUGUCGACCAAUCAUUGAGAAAGUGCACGGCAAAAUAUCCAAUUUAAAACAUGGAACAGAUCGCCACUACGGCGGAUGGACAGGUCGUCAUCCAUCCCGUGCAGGGCGUCGCGCCCCAGCAGGUGCAGGUGAUGCAGAUGAAUGCCGGCCAAGUGAUACAGGGCACUAACGGGCAGCAGAUUAUGGUGCACACCGUGCCUUCGGGAGGUCAGAUACAGCUGGCCGCUCCAGGAACCCAGCAGAUACAGGUGGUGCCGGUAAGCAGCCUGCAGCAGGGACAGGUUAUCGUGCAGCCUCACCAGCAGCCUCAGAUCGUGCAGACAGCAGACGGACAAACUUUUAUCUAUCAUCCGGGGGCCGUUAUCGAGGGCGGCAACAUUCAGCAGGCCGCACCGACAGUAUUAAAUAUAAACGGAAAUCUGGUACAAAUCGCUAGUGCUGCGCAGCCUGCCGCUAGCGGUGCUUCGGUCGCACAGACGACGGUGUCGUCACCUACCGCCUCCCAGACGGUUGUGCCGCAGACGCUCGCUGCCACGUCGCCCAACGGACAACUGGCUAUGGCUAACGGAAACUUGGUCAUGGUGAGAAACGCCGCAGAUCAGAUGGUGCCCAGUACGAGCGGCACACAGUUUCAGAGGCUGCCCAUACCGGGGGCGGAGUUCCUCGAAGAGGAACCCCUGUACGUAAACGCGAAGCAGUACAGGAGGAUACUGAAACGGAGGCAGGCCAGAGCGAAAUUAGAAGCGGAAGGCAAAAUACCGAAAGAACGACCUAAAUAUCUGCACGAGUCCCGGCACAGGCACGCGAUGAACAGGAUAAGGGGCGAGGGGGGCAGGUUCCACUCGGGUUCCGUUAAGAAACGGCGGGAGGAAAUGGAAAGGCAGGCGCAGCAAGCCCAGCAACAUCAGCAGCAGCAGCAGCAGCAGUCGCAGCAACAAACGCAACAGCACGAGAUGCAACGGAUUAACGUAUCCUACGGCAGUAUUCCAAUGAACACGUCCAUAAUUAUAGAGGGCUUACCGGACAUGAUAAAACCGGAUCCGUUGGCAAUAGAUCAAACCAAAAAGGAGAUAAAUUUUUAAUGACGAUUUAAUUGUUAGGUUUCGUUUAUUCUUUUUUUGUAAAUACGUUGUAUAAAUUUUUUUAAACGGCAGUGGCGUAUUGUACAGUUACCCUUGGCCACUAGGGAUCAUAUCACCUUUUGUUUUGUAGUUCGUAGUGGAUAAUAUUUGUAAAAUACGUUUCGGACUGAUAGUUGUAAAUGUUUUUUGUAUAAUGUAGAUAUUAUUGUUCUUUAUUCAAUUUCUUAAUAUAUCGCGUG